CCCACCCCUCUCUGCAGUAUGCAUGUUCGCCAGGGAAUCCGCGAAGCGCUCACGUCCCAGCAGUGUACUUCACCGGUCAGAGACCAUCUACUCAAGAGUCGAGGAUAAUCCAUUUGGAUGUGGCAGACGGACCGGAGGCGGAAAGCCCAAAUUGACCGCGGGAAUACAGCAUUACUACAGGAAUACAGGCUGUCUCUCUCCUCUGAACGUGGACAAUCAUGCAUGUGCUCUUCUGGGGCUUGGGGUUCCUACUAUUCCCUGAUUUCUUGAAUGUAGUCGCAUCUACAGGGAGAUUACUUUUGAAUUCAAGCGCAGUCAAAGAGGAGUUCGUUGCUUAUGAGAUUGUAACACCGAUGCGAGUGAAUGAAGUCGGUGACAAGUUUCCAACCAGCGUGCACUUCAAAAGGAAAAGACGAAGUUUGGACGAGAGCACCGGUAACAGUACGGACCACUGGGGCUCACCAAAUAUCCACUACAGGAUAUCUGCUUUUGGACAAAACUAUCACCUCAACCUUACGCUGGAUUCGGGAUUUAUUGCACCUCUCUACACUGUGACAAUACUUGGAGUGCCCCAAGGAGAUAACACAACGGAAUUUGCAACAGAUGCAGAGGGAGCAGAGGAAGAGGAGGAGGAAGAGGAGGAGGAGGACACAGAGUUAAGGCACUGCUUCUAUAGAGGACAUGUAAACGCGCAUGCACAACACGCCGCAGUCAUCAGUUUGUGCUCCGGACUGCUCGGCACUUUCAGGUCUCCAGAUGGGGAGUAUUUUGUGGAGCCCCUACACAGCUAUCAAGGAGAACACUAUGAAGAGGAGCACACGAAACCUCAUAUUGUAUACAGGAAGCCUGCAUCCAAGAAAAACACAUCUGAGGAGAUUUCAGCGUGUGACACUUCAGGACACAAACACAGACAUAAGAGACACAAGUUGAAGAGAGGGCCAGCAGCUGGGGUCACCACUGUUCCCAACGCAGCCCCUGUGGCCAGCGCUGGCAUAUUCAGUGACCUGGAGUCACUGAGUGCCAGCCUGGCCAGCAACACUUUUCUCAAAUCAGAGCAUGGCAACGCUAGCAGUAGACCGUCAAAUGAUAGCAGUGGUGACUCAGGACCUCACAGGAGAUCAAAGCGCUUCCUCUCCUACCCGCGCUUUGUUGAAGUCAUGCUGGUGGCCGACAGCAAAAUGGUGGAGCAUCACGGCAGCAAUCUACAGCACUACAUACUCACGCUAAUGUCCAUCGUGUCUUCUAUCUACAAGGACCCCAGCAUUGGCAACCUGAUUAACAUUGUGAUUGUUAAGUUAGUGAUCAUAAGUAAUGAGCAGGAUGGUCCAGUCAUUUCAUUUAAUGCACAAAUCACUUUAAAGAACUUCUGCAUCUGGCAGCAGAGCCAGAACAUCCUGGAUGAUAACCACCACUCCCAUCAUGACACUGCCAUCCUUAUCACCAGGCAGGACAUCUGCAGAGCGAGGGACAAGUGUGACACCCUUGGACUUGCAGAGUUGGGGACAGUGUGCGAUCCUUAUAGAAGCUGCAGCAUCAGCGAAGACAACGGACUGAGCACUGCGUUCACUAUUGCCCAUGAACUUGGCCAUGUGUUCAACAUGCCUCAUGAUGACAGUAACAAGUGUAAGGAGGAUGGAGCUAAGAUACAGCAACAUGUGAUGGCUCCCACACUUAAUUACAACACAAACCCUUGGAUGUGGUCCAAGUGUAGCAGGAAGUACAUCACAGAGUUCUUUGACACAGGAUAUGGUGAGUGCUUGCUUGACGAGCCCAUUUCUAGGCCGUACAGUCUCUCGCAGCAGCUGCCUGGGCGGAUAUACAAUGUUAAUAAACAGUGUGAAUUGAUAUUUGGGCCGGGGACGCAGGUGUGCCCUUAUAUGACUCAGUGUCGGAGGCUGUGGUGCACCAGUCCAGAGGGCGCCCAGCGGGGCUGCAGGACGCAGCACAUGCCGUGGGCAGACGGCACAGACUGCUCCCCCGGAAAGCACUGUAAACAUGGCCUUUGUAUACUCAAAGAGCAUGACGCCACACCUGUGGAGGGAGCAUGGGGAGUUUGGAGUCCUUUUGGUACCUGUUCUCGGACAUGUGGUGGUGGCAUAAAGAUGGCCAUGCGCGAAUGCAACCGACCCGUGCCCAGAAACGGAGGAAUGUAUUGCGUUGGUCGGCGGAUGAAGUUUCGCUCUUGUAACUCUGAGCCCUGCUCCAAGCAGAAGAAGGACUUCAGAGAGGAACAAUGUGCUGCAUAUGAUGGCAGGCACUUCAACAUCAACGGUCUACCUCCUAAUGUUCGCUGGGUGCCCAAAUACAGCGGAAUCCUGAUGAAGGACAGGUGUAAGCUGUUCUGCAGGGUGGCAGGCAGCACAGCUUACUAUCAGCUCAGGGACAGGGUCACGGAUGGGACGCCAUGUGGACCCGAUACCAAUGACAUCUGUGUCCAGGGCCUGUGCAGGCAAGCAGGCUGUGAUCAUGUACUGAACUCUAAAGCCAGGAGGGACAAGUGUGGUGUGUGUGGAGGUGAUAACUCUUCCUGCAAAACUGUAGCAGGCACCUUUAACGUUGUACGCUAUGGUUAUAAUGAAGUUGUGCGAAUACCCAGUGGUGCUACAAACAUAGAUGUGCGUCAACACAGCUACUCAGGGAAACCGGAGGAUGACAACUACCUCGCCAUAUCUAAUAGCCGUGGAGAAUUCCUGCUGAAUGGAGAAUUUGUGGUCAGCAUGUUCAAAAGGGAAAUCAAAGUGGGAAACGCCAUCAUUGAGUAUAGUGGCUCUGACCAUGUCAUCGAGAGGAUCAACUGUACUGACCGCAUAGAAGAAGAAAUCAUUAUUCAGGUGCUGUCUGUCGGGAACCUUUACAACCCAGAUGUCAGGUUUUCCUUUAACAUCCCUAUAGAGGAUAAGCCUCAGCAGUUCUUCUGGGAUGCUUAUGGUCCCUGGCAGGAGUGCAGCCACCUGUGCCAAGGAGAACGCAAGCGGAAGAUUCUCUGUAGCAGAGAAUCGGACAGGGUGGUUGUGUCAGAUCAGAGGUGUCACGGUAACGCUCGGCCUGCUGCCAUCACUGAGCCCUGCAACACUGAAUGUGAACUCAGAUGGCACGUGGCUCGUAAAAGCGAGUGUACAGCCCAGUGUGGCCUUGGAUAUCGUACUCUCGAGAUAUAUUGCGCCAAAAUCAGCCGCACAGAUGGCAAGACCCAGAAAGUGGAUGACCGCUACUGUAGUGGUCAGCGCAAACCUGAUGACAAGGAAAGUUGCCAUGGAGACUGUAAUCCGGGUGGGUGGGAUUACUCACCCUGGUCAGAGUGCACCAAGAGCUGUGGUGGGGGCAUCCGCCGUCGAGGGGCGGUGUGUCGAAAGACAGCUGAGGCUAGUGGUGAUGAGAGUCAAUGCAGUCAAAGGGACAAACUAACCGUCCAACCCUGCAAUGAAUUCCUAUGUCCACAAUGGAAGACUGGCGACUGGUCUGAGUGCCUUGUAACAUGCGGGAAAGGCUACAAGCACCGUCAGACAUGGUGUCAGUUUGGUGAGGACCAUCUAGAUGAUCGUUUUUGUGGAUCAUCUAAACCAGAGUCUGUUCAGGCGUGCCAGCAGCAGGAGUGUGCCUCAUGGCAAGUUGGGCCGUGGGGACAGUGCACUACAUCUUGCGCGCCAGGCUACCAGAUGCGAGCAGUGAAGUGUGUUGUGGGUUCUUAUGGUGCUGUCAUGGAUGACACUGAAUGUAAUGCUGCCACCCGACCUACAGACACCCAGGACUGCGAAAUGGCCCAGUGUCCAAGCAGCCACCCGGUUCCACCAGGAACCAAAGUCCCUUCUCACCAGGGCCACAAAACCCAGUGGCGAUUUGGUUCCUGGACCCAGUGUAGCGCCAGCUGUGGCAAAGGGACACGGAUGCGCUAUGUCAGUUGCCGUGACAACCAGGGUGGCGUAGCAGAGGAAUCGGCAUGUGCCCACCUACCAAAACCCCCUGCCAGUGAAGUGUGCUCUGUAGUAGCUUGUGGACAGUGGAAAGUGCUGGAAUGGACAGUGUGCUCAGUGACCUGUGGACAGGGAAAGACGACACGACAGGUGCUGUGUGUUAACUUCAGUGACCAAGAAGUGAGUGCUAGUGAGUGUGACCCAGACGAUCGUCCUACCACAGAGCAGGACUGUACUAUGUCUCAAUGCCCGUCCCGUUCCAGUGAGUCCCGACCUUUGCCGUCCUCACCAAACACCAGCAUCAGGAGCAAUCAGCCCCGAAGCCAACCUCACCAGUGGCGAACUGGACCCUGGGGCGCGUGCUCCAGCACUUGUGCAGGAGGCUUCCAGCGACGUGUAGUAGUGUGCCAGGAUGAAAACGGUUAUACUACCAACAACUGUGAGGAUCGCAGCCGACCCAACGAGCAGCGAUCCUGUGAGUCAGGGCCGUGUCCUCAGUGGAUCUAUGGCAACUGGGGAGAGUGCACAAAGCCAUGUGGCGGUGGGAUAAAGACGAGGCUGGUGGUGUGUCAGCGUCCAAACGGCGAGCGUUUCAAUGAUCUGAGCUGCGAGAUCCAUGACAAGCCACCAGAUCGAGAGCAGUGCAAUACUCAUCCGUGCCCUUCUAACCCUCAUUGGAGCACAGACCCAUGGAGCUCGUGUUCAGCCUCCUGUGGGAGAGGUUACAAAUCCCGUAAUGUGAGCUGUGUGACCGGGUCAGGCCGUCCUGUCCAGGAGGAAAACUGCCAGCAUUUGACUCCUAAACCCAGCAAGCUGAGGCGCUGUCGAAGUGGACGAUGCCCCAAGUGGAAGACUGGCAGCUGGGGCGAGUGUUCAGCUUCAUGUGGCGACGGCAUCCAGCGGAGAGAGGUUUUCUGCCAGGUCGGAGACCGACGCAGCCCGCUAGAGACCGGCUGCCCCCAGCGGUCCAGACCAACAUCCAGUCAGAGCUGCCGUGUCGCCGACUGCCCCUCCCGGUACCGGUGGAGUGAAGGGGAGUGGCAGAAGUGCAGUAAAUCAUGUGGAUCAGGCCACAGACAACGAGCCUUGCAGUGUGUGGAUCACAACCAGCAGGAGGUGCAUGAAAUGUAUUGUGUGAACCAGAUCCGACCACCAGACAUAGAAAGCUGCAACACGCAAACUUGUGAAUUAAUCUGGAUCACAGGCGAAUGGACAGAGUGCUCAUCCAGUUGUGGUCAGGGCUACCGCCAGCGUCUCGUCUCAUGCAGCGAGGUGCAUGUGGAGAAUGACAACUAUGAGUAUGGCCAUCAGUCUUUGUCCAACUGCCCUGGAACUCCACCAGAAAGCUACAUGCCCUGUAAUCUGGCCCCAUGCCCACUGCCACAGGAGUGGAGGGUUGGAAUCUGGGGACCGUGUUCAAUGAGCUGUGGGGAUGGAGUGAUGGUGAGGACAUUGCAGUGUGUGUCAGCAGAUGGUCAAGAAAGCAACAGAUGUUCUCGAGAUGUAAUGCCCGACACUAGAAAAGUCUGCAGAAAUCCAAGCUGCCAUUUGCCUUCAAGCUGUCUUGAUAUCCGGAAUGUGAAUGGUCCCAUUCCAGACAGUGAGCACUUUCUCAAUAUUCAAGGAAAAGCUUUCAAGGUCUAUUGUGCAGGAAUGCAGACAGAAACUCCACAGGAGUACAUCACCUUGACAACUGGAGAAGGGGAGAAUUUUUCAGAAAUCUUUGGCUUCAGGCUCAAUGACCCCACCCAAUGCCCAGCUAAUGGCUCCAGAAGAGGAGACUGUGACUGUCGGAGAGACUACCCAGCUGCUGGCAUCACCAGCUUCUCGAAAGUUCGCCUGGACAUUAGAAGGAUGAACAUCAUCACUACAGACUGGCAGUUUGCUUUCACCCGUGAGGGCAAGAGUGUUCCUUUUGCUACAGCUGGAGACUGCUACAGUGCCGCUGGUUGUCCACAGGGCCGGUUUAGGAUCAACUUGUCAGGAACAGGACUUAAGGUGGCUGAGGACAUGUCGUGGGUCUCCCAGGGCUCCUAUCCAGUGGCUGAUAUACAAAUAUCUCAGGAGGGCAGCAGAGUGUCAGGAACGUGUGGAGGCUACUGUGGUAAAUGUUUACCGUCCUCUGGCACCAGUCUACCUGUAACAGUGGAAUAGAUCUAAAACCAUCAAACAGCAUCCAUUUCCAUUGAUGUCCAUGACUGUCGUCAGGUGCUAUUCAGUUGUGUUUUUCUUCUUUGGUGCUAACGCCAACUUAGAAGUUAAACCUGUCCAUCACAUCACCUCUUUUACUCCAUGUAUGUAUAGUGUAAAUUAAUCUGUAAAUAGACCAAAAAAUAAUCUUAUUUAUUGUACUCGCCAUUAUUUUUGUGUUGUAAUAUAAUUUAAUAUUUUUUGUCAAGUGAGCACUUCAAUUGCCAUUUAUUAACUUUUUGGUCUAAAUAUGCCUUCCACUUUAAAAAUGAUCUAAUCAAUAUUAUUUAAUGUUAAAAAUAACUCAACAUUGCGUGUGUUAAUGUUUUUUUUUAUCUCUGUUUUGUUUAAUCCAAUGAAUUGCACAUAAGAUCCACUGGAUAACCAGUCCAGUGGAUCUUAUGUGGUGAGGUGUCUCCAGUCUGUUGCUAUGAAGCAGGUCAGCUUCAUACAGCAGUGAACCACUGAGCCUUGUUUCCAACAAACUAUAGCACCCGGGAAGGGGGGGGGCUCAUUAAGUGGCAAUUAAAAGGGUCAGGUGCAACAAAUACACCAAAGGGAAAGGCCAGGUGUUGCUGCCAUGCUAACAGUUUGGCUAGUACUUUGGGUAGCACCAUGGGGAGAAAGCAAGGUCAGUCAAUAAAAACCUAUGAUGUGAAUCAGUGCAUAAUAUCCAUCCCAGAUCUGUGGAAGAAGUUUAGUCACUCUCAAGCACAAUGAAGCAUUGCUCACACACAUUUCUGUCUGGGUCAUAUGGGAAAAAAGUUUGGGUUACAAGAGCCAUGGAGUUUAAGCUGCCAGGCAUAAGAGACAAAAUACCUCUGUGUUCCUGCAAAUCUCUCAGGCAGCGUGAAAUGACCAGAAGGAGCCAUUAGCCUUUAGCUUUUACUGAACAUUCAGGUUAUCUUAUCUGAAGCUGCUUGAAAGAUAAAAAAAAAGACUUCACCUCAAGCCAAAUAAAAUUCCACAGAUGCUCUGGAGACACCUCUCCAUCUGCUGAGCUCACAGACCCUGCAGUAUGAGCUUUGUCCAGAUGCUGCUUGUAAACCAGUUCCUCCUGUACCUCACAUUCCUUUCUCCAGUGUUGUUGUUGUUUUUUUUGUUUUUUUUUUUUUGUCUUUUUUUUUACAUAGAUAAAUUUGUCUAAACUCUACAUUAAUUCACAUUCUUCUGUUUAGAGUAUUCUGACUUGUAUGUGAAGAUAUCAGGGUACUUAAUAUUUUUGUGUGUUUUUGUGUCUCUGGCCACUGUUUUACAAUAUUAUUAACUUAAUAUGCCAUAUAGAAAAAAUGAGACGAAAGAAAUAAUUCAUUGUUGUAUUUCAGUUUAUUUAUGAUGGGUACAUUAUGCAAAGCUGAUUAGGAAGCCAUGAUUUGCCAUUUGAAACCAUUUAAUAUGGUGCUUUUCAGUGUUAUAGGUGUUAAUGUGCACACUUCAGCCAAAGGGAAUUUACUGUACUCCUGUUUCUAAACAAACGCUAAAGAUGCGAUUUUGUGUCUUACAGGAGGUCACAACUAACAGUGGCCAUUUUUGUUAUUAAUGUCAGAAUGUAAUUGAAUCAUCAGAGCUCUCAGGUGUCAAUAAGAAGGGAUUAUUUUAUUUAAGUCUAUUUGCCUUUAUUUUCUUUAUUUGCCACAUGUUUAUCAGGCAACAGAACAUGUAUUAUUUGCAUUUAACAAUGUAAAAUGUCUAUAUAUAUUCUUUAUUUUAUAUGCAAAUAUUUAUUUGACCUUUUUUGUGAAUGUAUAUAAGCUUUGGCCAUGAAUGAUUACCACCGUAAUAAAGCGUCUAGCAACAUGUUUCCUGUUUUAUAUAUCUACCAUAUCUGAAUAAAUUGUAUAAGCAGAGUUUGGUGAUGCCACUUCAAAAAUAUGAUUUAUGUAUGAGGCCAGAUGGGGCAAUGAUUGCAGUGUAAUAAAAUGCCCGACACGCGCCACACUUGCCUGUCUGCUCUGCACACUAAUAAAUCAU
Messenger RNA from Melanotaenia boesemani (Boeseman's rainbowfish), 8072 nucleotides. Its product is annotated as A disintegrin and metalloproteinase with thrombospondin motifs 9-like. Gene Ontology annotation, cellular component: extracellular matrix. Bases 219 to 6065 code for a protein of 1948 amino acids. The transcript has 40 exons. Gene Ontology annotation, molecular function: metalloendopeptidase activity; zinc ion binding. Gene Ontology annotation, biological process: extracellular matrix organization; proteolysis. The record is from RefSeq and is a predicted model, not a curated record. NCBI's taxonomy places the organism in Eukaryota, Metazoa, Chordata, Actinopteri, Atheriniformes, Melanotaeniidae.